Molecule: messenger RNA, 1653 nt
Organism: Fusarium verticillioides 7600
Lineage: Eukaryota; Fungi; Ascomycota; Sordariomycetes; Hypocreales; Nectriaceae
Exons: 2
Coding region: 429-1199 (256 amino acids)
Cellular component (GO): membrane; endomembrane system
Source: RefSeq, a predicted model, not a curated record
GUCUUUUGCAUGUUGAUAAUUCUCCUCGAAGACUUCUUUUUGCUUGAUCUCAUACUACCAGAUAAUGGAGACCACAAAGGAAACCAUCGUUUACGACCCUGGCUGUUUUCCAAGCUCUUAAACUCCUACUAUGAGUUGGUUAUAUUACAGCAGCUAAUUCACCUUCUCUAGUAUCGAUGAUGGUUACUAGAAGCUUUGAAUCAAGAUGAAACAGAGGCUUAUAGUUACAACAAGGCUUCAAUACCCAGCUCUGUUAUCUCAUGAGCUUUAAUUAAUGCCGUUGACUUUGGAGCUUCAUACUCGGCAUCGCGUAAUUGCCGCUCAUGUCAGCAUCUCUCGAUUGUAUGGAGCUCUGGCCAAGUGAUGUUUGAAUAUAGCAACGCAGUGAGUGUCAUGAGAUAGAGAUAGCCCUUGGAGUCGUGACCAGAAUGCUUGACCAAUAUCAAGGACAUGAACCAGUUGCCGGAAAUAUUACCGGAGGCUCCGAAGCCAAUCUCCGUCACAAAUCGCCGCCCCGGAGCGUAAAGUGGGGGAGAACCCCAAGGAAACCACGGGAGCUACGGGUUCUUACCUUGGCUAUUGGUUCUCCAACAUCACAUCGAACAAACACCUUCAAUCAAUAUACCAUCUCGGCUCAACUGGUCACUCCAGACACAUCAUCGCCAACCAGAGACAUUGCAAAGAUGGAUCACGUCGAGCAACACAUGGCUCAACAAGCCAACCAAGAAAACGCUUCCCUCUUCACACCCCUCAACCUCAUCCUCCUCAGCGCCGUCCUAUACACAACCUACUCCAUGCUCCGCUCCUCGCCGCCCCCAUCUCUCCCCCGCGACACGCCCUCAACAGUCUUCAAGACAUACACCCCCCACACUCUUCUCCCCUUCAAUGGCGAGGAGGAUCGACCUGUCUUUCUCGCUGUGCGCGGCCGCGUUUUCGACGUUUCGCCUGGCCGUAACUUCUACGGCCCUGGUGGUCCUUAUAGCAACUUUGCCGGUCGGGACGCAAGUCGCGGUCUUGCGUGUGGAAGCUUUGAUGAGGACAUGUUAACAAAGGACUUGGAUGGUCCGCUUGAUAAGCUGGAGGGACUCGAUGCGGAGCAGAUGGAGGCGCUCCAGGGCUGGGAGGAGAGAUUCUUGGAGAAGUACAACGUUGUUGGAAAGCUGGUUUCUGUGCAGGACUAUGAGUCCCAGAAGGCUUAAGAGGUCAACGACCAGAGAUUCUUGAGCGACACGAUCACGAAGCAUAUAUUAGAGCAAAAUCAACAUGAUGCAAUAUAUCAGGGUACAUGAGCGACUCGCAUUCCUUCAUUACUAUAUAACAAAGAAAAAACAUCCCAUCUACCCAGUCAGGGCGAUCAGACACAUACCCCAUCACUCUAUCCCGACGAGUUGCCUUAACAAGUCCUGCCCUACCCAAGAAAGUAAUAAAAGAAAAAGCGUAGAAAAGCAGGGUUCUACGUAAACCAAACUCCGUGCAAUGCCUCCUGUACAUUUUUGCGUGAAAGCUACGCAGUGUGUCCUGGGGUCAGAAACCAAAAACACUAUGUAUAUCCUGUAAAAGAAAAAAACAAACAAACAAUGGCGGGCUUGCCUGGACUGAUAUCGAUAUAGAAAGGGAAACAAAGAGAGGGCUUUUCUUUUCGCUGCUCAAAUC